AAUGGAACCGUUUGCAAUUCUGAUAAAUAUUAUUAAACCAGAAUAUCUGAAUUACUACAAAGAUUGGAUAUUUAUGGCAAGUGAAAAAGAAGCUAGAGGUUUGUAAUUAAUUGGUGCAAUUUAUAAAUAUAAAGGAAGGAAAUUAUUUAGGUAACACUUAAUAUAAUUAACAUAGAGCAAAACCUCCUACAGUAUAAUUAUAAGAGUUAACUGAUUAAUAAGAGUUAGAGUAUAUUUAUUUGAGUUAUUUUGAUUAGUUUUAAAAAGGCUGAAGAAAUGCAUAGAAAAAAUUAAACAUCUACAACUUAUGGGACUGAAUUUGGAUACUUAUAAAAAUUAUUGAAACCUCAAAAUAAUGUGUUUAAAUUUAAAAAAUGUUCUGAAUUAGAAUUUGCAUAACCUCUUAAUGAUUUAGCAAAAUUAUUUUUAGAUAAUUGGAUUGAAAUGAAUGAUGAAUUAGAAUUUCAAGAAUUAGUUUUAAGUUGUUUAAGAGCAUUAUUUAGUCGAUUUAAAGCAUAAUUAGUACCAAAGACAGAGAUGAAGUAAUCUAAAAUUUAAUUAUUAUUAUAGAGUAAAAUAUGAAUAUAAGCCUGAUUGGAAACUAUCAAAUCCAAUAAGAGUUGAUAAAGCAGGAACAGAAAUUAAGUAAUAAAUUCUUAUAUAAAAGUGCAUAUAAAACCAAUUAUAAUGCUAUUUUUAAAUAAAGACUAAAAUAAGAGUAAAUAAAAUAAAAAAUAGCAGAAUUAGAUGGAACAGAUUUUGCAAAAGCAUUAACAAUCCAUAAAUCAUUUAAGAUUAAGUGA
Messenger RNA from Paramecium sonneborni, 803 nucleotides. The record is from the annotation of a GenBank genome assembly. NCBI's taxonomy places the organism in Eukaryota, Ciliophora, Oligohymenophorea, Peniculida, Parameciidae.